Molecule: messenger RNA, 1131 nt
Organism: Arxiozyma heterogenica
Lineage: Eukaryota; Fungi; Ascomycota; Saccharomycetes; Saccharomycetales; Saccharomycetaceae
Gene: UFD1
Product: polyubiquitin-binding protein UFD1
Exons: 1
Coding region: 1-1131 (376 amino acids)
Cellular component (GO): VCP-NPL4-UFD1 AAA ATPase complex
Molecular function (GO): polyubiquitin modification-dependent protein binding
Source: RefSeq, a predicted model, not a curated record
AUGUUUUCCGGGUUUAUGUCAAAUGUAAUGGCCAAUUCCAACAACUCGUUCCAAUCGUUCAUGUCUCAAACGUUUGCGGAAUUAUUUAGAUGCUAUCCUAUCACAAUGAUGAACGAUAGAAUAAGAAAGGAUGAUUCCAAUUAUGGUGGGAAGAUAUUCUUGCCUCCAAGUGCCCUAAAUAAGCUAUCUUUACUAAACAUCCAAUAUCCAAUGUUAUUCGAAUUAACUGUAAAUGAAACAGGUAAGUCGACCCAUGCGGGUGUCCUUGAAUUCACUGCAGAGGAAGGAAGAGCAUAUUUACCUGAUUGGAUGCUGAAAACUUUAAACGUCCAACCGGGUGCUUUACUAACCAUAAGAUCCACUGAACUACCAAGAGGCACAUUUGUCAAAUUGGAACCACAGUCUGUGGAUUUCUUAGACAUCUCAGAUCCUAAAGCUGUCCUGGAAAAUGCGUUACGUAAUUUUUCUACUCUAACUGUGGACGAUAUCAUAGAAAUAAAUUAUAAUAAUAAACUCUAUAGGAUCAAAAUCCUUGAAGUUAAACCACAAACUGGUUCAAAUAGUGUUUGUGUAGUGGAAACUGAUUUAAUAACGGAUUUCGCUCCUCCUGUUGGGUAUGUGGAGCCAGACUAUAAAUCAACUGCAAAGGGGCAAGGCCCAAACGAUUCACAUAACAAUAAUGUAAAGAAGAAGACAGCAGAUAAAUUCGAUUCAAGUAUCGUCAAGGAAGGGUCUAUGUCUACAAGAAUAAAUUAUUCUAAGAUUGCAACAAGUAACAAUAUAAAAAAUACAAAUAACAAUUUUAUUGGACAUGGAGAAAGUCUGUCUGGUAAGAAACCAAAUAAAAUAAAAAAUAAUACAGAGGAAACGACAUCUCAAUCUUUAAAUAUUAACCUUGAUGGAGAACCUGCACGUUUAGAUUUACCACCAGGCCAACUAUUCUUUGGGUUCCCAAUAGUUUUGCCUAAAUUAGAUACAAAGGAUGGGGAUGACAAGGAAAAUCCAUCAUCAAACACUUUUCAAGGUCAAGGACAAUCAUUAAGAAAAGCAAAUAAAAGAAAGACUAAAAAAGAUCAUUCUUCUUCGAAAGCAAAAACUCCAAGAAGUCCUGAAGUGAUUGAAAUAGAUUAG